GUUUCUUUUCUCCCAGGUGGUUUCCUUGCGUCCUCUCAUGCAUCCCUGGUGGGAGGGACUAAGACACAAGGAAAAGACGCAAGUGAGGGAAACGAGGAUGCAAUUUUGAGAAAUGGGAUGUACCCACAGCCUCUUUUCGAACAGACACGUGACCAAAAAAAGCUUAAACAGCAGUACAAAAUCAAUAGGUCUGUCCAAUCAGGUGUCGUUAUCUCGGUCUUAGUGCCAUUAGCUGAUGAUAACUUAAUCAUGACACUAAUGUAAGCAGGAAAACCAGAAAACUGCAAGAUGUGAAUCAUCAGUGUGAGGUGGGAUUUAUGGCUUAACUAUGUCUUAUUUAUCAGGUGCACCGUCUUCAGUGACCCAGUUAAAAAUGUCACGCUUGUCCUUCAGGUUUCCUGCUCCUUCGGUCCUAAAGGCCAGCCCCUCCCCUCCUCCGUCAGUCAUGAGUGACAGCGAUGACGGCGACGUCCCCACACUGUCUGCUCACACGCUGGCCGCCCUGCAGGAGUUUUACGCCGACAGCAGGAGCCGUCCCACUCACUGCACCACGCCAGAGGACCAGUUCACAGUGGGAGCAGUGGAGGAGGACUGGCGGCUGAGCCAGUUCUGGUACAGUGACGAGACAGCAGCUCAGUUAGCUGAGGAGGUCGUACGUGAAGCUGGAGAGGGAGGCAGGAUCGCGUGUGUGAGCGCGCCCAGUGUGUACCAGAAGCUGAAGCAGGGUGUGGUGGACGGCUCGGAUCGGGUCUCUGUCGUCGUGUUGGAGUACGACCGCCGCUUCGCCGCCUACGGCGACGACUUCAUCUUCUACGACUACAACGAGCCGCUGUCUCUCGCAGCCAGCACGGCUCCUCAGAGCUUCGACGUCGUCCUCGCCGACCCGCCGUACCUGUCCGAGGAGUGUCUGAGCAAAGUGGCCAAAACCAUCAAGUACCUGAGCAAAGGCAAAGUGCUCCUGUGCACAGGAGCCGUCAUGGAGAACCUCGCCAAAGACCUUCUGGAUGUCAGAAUGUGCAGCUUCCUGCCAAAGCACAACAAACACCUGUCCAAUGAGUUCCGCUGUUUUGUCAACUAUCCAUCUCGCCUGCUGUCCUGCUGAGGAGACGGACACCUGUCUGGUCAGCAGCCUGAUCGAGGGAGACUGUUUCCAUGAAGACCCUGAACUGGCGUGAUGAAGAACAAGUAUUUGGUAAUGUGUUUUCUGUGAAAAUACAUGUUUUAAUCCACGGAAAGCUAAUUGACUUUCAUUAUAAUUCAUUUAAAAGUUGGUAAUUAGACAAAAACAGCAAAUCUAAAGUUGAGCAUCUCCAUUGUGAGGUGUUUUUUUUAUAUAUAAUUUCAUACUGGACAUCUUUGGACUCUUAGUUGGACGAAUGAUGAUGUCACCUUCAGCUGGAGCUGUGAUGGACAUGUUUCCAGAUACCUGCACAAGGGGAACUCCACCAGUUGAACAGGUGGAGCACGGCUCAGCUCGGGUGGUGCUUUGCUUUUUGUCGGGUGAUGAUGUCAUUGUGAUCCCCAGUAAAGAAAGAAUGCUGAAACUGAAAUAAACUAAAUAUUACAACACUGAGUAUACCUGACUGUGUUACAAUUGGACUAUUGUAAGUAUACUUCAUAUACUGCAAACAUACUAAGUAUUUUCUAUUCGCUCAUGCUAUUAUUCAAUUUAAAGUACAACUGAAAUACAUUUAGAAUGUAAGUUGUACUUUGAGUGAGUAUUAAAUCUAACAUUAAUAGAAUACAAAUGCACCUACAUUGUGAUACUACUUUAUUUUUACUUGCUUCUUGAGCAUUUUCAACACACUUUAAGGAUGAGCAGGAUGUACUGAACAUGUGUGUCCUUAGAUAUAUGAUGCUUUCAAUGCACAUUCCUGUCCUUGGUUUAUCUGGUACCUCUUAUUGUCUGAUCCUUGAAAAAUGUUGCUCACUUCCUGUUUCCAGUCAUUGACAGCAUGAUACAUCAUUCUGUAUGUUUUUAAUCUUAAGAUGAUAAUAAAACAAGCUUUGAAAAUGUGACACGAUCAUUGUUG
Messenger RNA from Chelmon rostratus (copperband butterflyfish), 2033 nucleotides. RefSeq names its product EEF1A lysine methyltransferase 1 (gene eef1akmt1). Gene Ontology annotation, molecular function: nucleic acid binding; protein-lysine N-methyltransferase activity. The transcript has 4 exons. The record is from RefSeq and is a predicted model, not a curated record. Bases 329 to 1102 code for a protein of 257 amino acids. NCBI's taxonomy places the organism in Eukaryota, Metazoa, Chordata, Actinopteri, Chaetodontiformes, Chaetodontidae. Gene Ontology annotation, biological process: methylation.